AUGAGCGUGUUUACUGGCAAGACGAAUGAAAUCACAGAGCGCGUGGAGCUUCAUGUGUUUUAUGUACCCGAUGAUCAGUUUGAUCGGAGGUUGAAUAAAGUGUCAGCUGAUGCUGUGGACACUUUCAUAUCAGCUGGAUUCAUCAGAGUUGAUUCAGAUGUGAGUUUAUCUGAUCUCAGAUCUGAUCUCGGAUCAUUCCUCGGGCUUGACAGGAUCACUGAUAAAUAUGUGUUUUUAAAAUGUGUUGGCAGAAGUUUGGCUCUGGUUAAAUUCAGACAAGAGGGAGAACUGACAGUGAAAUCAUUCACUCCACCAUUUGCUCCUUUUCCAGAGCUUUACAUUUUACCACUGUGUGAAAAUGAUAGUGGCCUCUGUUCCAAUUCACUCACUCCUUACACUUUAAUAAGCAAUGCUGACCCUCACAAUCAUGAUUUACCCAGACCAACAUCUGCAUCAGGUAUGAUGAAAGAGCCCGUUAAAUUCCCCUCAAUCAAUAAAGGACCUCAGCAGUCUGUCCUAAUGGAUGGGGCAGAGGAGGAGAAUGAUGAAGGUACAGCAUCCAUAGAAACUCAUCAUCUGACAUGCAGUUCACAAGAUCAGAUGGAGCCCGUAAGCAAACAGCCUGAAAGACAUGUGAAGCAGGAAGGCCUUUCUCAAGUGAAAAUUGAUACAAUUAUGAAAAAGAAACACUGUUUAAAAACACAAGACAGAAAUUCUGGAGCUCAAAAGUCAUUUGGGGAUUCUCCAGCACUGGCAAGGAAAUUCAAUAGCUCUCUGACACUGAAAUCGAGUGGAGAAAAUACAGAUGAUGUGGUUUUUGUGAGUAGACCAAACUCUCCACUCCCAGCAGCAUCUAGUUCUUCACUGUCUGCCUACUCCCUGCCACUUUAUACACAACAAACCACCACUAGUAAGACAGCAAUAUUGUUGGAUGAAAUCAAGCUACUCAAAAAACAGAGAAAAGAGCUUGAACAAACAAGACGAGAGCUUCUGAAAAAGGGCAGAGAGCUUUUAGCUCUUAACAGACACCGCAGGAACCAAGCACGGGACCGGUGGAAGAGGAAAUAUUUUGACACUAAAAAGGCAACAGCACUACUGGAAGACACACUUAAGAGUGCGCGUCUGGAACUUCACACCUUCUAUUGUAAAAUGCUACAACAACUCCAAGCUCGAGAUGGUGCAAAACGACAAAGUAUGGCAGGAAAACCAUCCAGCACAAAGAUAAAGAAUGAGCUCAUUAUCCAGAUUAUGACGGAGAGCUGUGAAAUCGAUAAUCUGAGAAAAAAUGUGGAUGAUGCUAAAAUGAAACUGGCCACAGAGAUCAAGUUGAGAAAACAAGCAUCAACGGAGCUACGAGCCCUGAAAGCAGAACUGAUGCAGAAGAGAUCUCAGUUAUAA
Xyrauchen texanus (razorback sucker) is the source of this 1398-nucleotide messenger RNA. It is a transcript of the gene spata1, whose product is annotated as spermatogenesis associated 1. The record is from RefSeq and is a predicted model, not a curated record. The coding region runs from base 1 to 1398 and encodes 465 amino acids. The transcript is spliced from 12 exons. Lineage: Eukaryota; Metazoa; Chordata; Actinopteri; Cypriniformes; Catostomidae.